This is a messenger RNA of Drosophila subobscura, 3099 nucleotides long. RefSeq lists its product as uncharacterized. Bases 156 to 2789 code for a protein of 877 amino acids. Gene Ontology annotation, biological process: vesicle-mediated transport. NCBI's taxonomy places the organism in Eukaryota, Metazoa, Arthropoda, Insecta, Diptera, Drosophilidae. The transcript has 7 exons. The record is from RefSeq and is a predicted model, not a curated record.
GCGGUAUUGGCUUGUUGACUUAUCAAUCGGCAGCCGGAGCAGGCAGCAGCAGCAGCAACGACGCAGACGUAGAUAAGCUGCCACGAUGCAGCGUUAGACUUGUCCCGGAAUUGCCGAAAUAUUCGUAGAUUGUUGUCAUAGCAGCAGCAGAAGCAAUGUUUAAAGAUUGGCGAAGGCAGCGGAGCCGCAGCCACAGGCGCUGGCGGCACCACCAGCAGCCACAGAAGCCUCCUUCCGAUAGGGAAACAAUGAUUGUGUUUGUCUACGACACGGAGUGCCUGAAGGAAGAGGCGGAUGAUCCGAUUAAGGCGGUGCUGUACUUCCAUCCCAGCUGGGUCUCCGACUACCAGAAGGUGGCCCUCUGCGGCCAGUUGAUGGGAACGACGUACUUCCUCAAGGACUGCUUCUUCAAGCCACGCGUUCUGGCCUUGCAGAAUGGCAAGUUUGUGCUCAAGGAAUUCGGACGCUUCACACUGGCCGUUGGAACCGAUCGAAAUAUCAGUGAUGAGAACCUGGAACAUCGCGCGGAGCUGCUGAGCUCCCUGCUCAAGUUCUUUCAUCGUGACCUGCAGACGCUGUACGACCAGUACGCCCUGCCGCCCGCUCCGAACACCAGGAAUCUGUGCGACAAGCUGUACCAGAUCUUUGAGACAUAUUUGCCCAUGAUGCACCGCAAUGGAGACACAUUCCAGAACGUUCCUCGUCUGCGCAUGCCCAAGACCGCCAGCCACAUCUUCCUGGAGGCCAUACAGGUGCUGCAGAGUUGCCAGGAGACAAAGGGCAUACUGGGCGGAGUCAUUCUCUAUCACAACAAGGUGGUGGCCUCGCAGCUGAGCGACGUGGUGACCAAGAAACUGGUCCUCACCGAUCCACGGCACAUCCGCAACGCCGCAGAGCAGCUGACAACGCAGCAGUUCCACGUCCCGUAUGGCGUGCAGAUGAUGGUCGUGUACCUGGAGCAGAAGCAGUACCGCCAGAUGGCAGCGGAUGCACAGCGUGCGCAGAAUCUGCUGAUGAUUACGGCGCAGACGCAGAACGGGCUGCCGUUUACGAGUGCCAAGCGGAAGCUGAAGCGGGACAAGUCGCUGAUCUUUACACACAUUCCCGAGGAGGAGCAGGCAACGGUGGACCCGCUGGCAACACUGCCAGCAGCCCGCCCCAAGUCGAUGCGUCCCACAUUCCUGCCGCUGCGGCACAAGAACAUGCACAGUCGGGAGCUGCCCGAGACCGGCACGGGGGCGAUCAACUUUGACGAGACGGACUCGUAUCCUGAGUUCAUUGGACGCACGAGUGUGUGCAACACGCCCAUGACGGAGAACAAGGUGCUGCCGGUGGCCAGCGUGAUGUCCAUUUGCGCCGAUCCCGAGGAGCUGCCACUCGCCGACGACGGCCACAACUUCAACGACAAGGCGGAGUCGCGGCGCCAAUCGCUCAAGUCGGAUGUGGAGAAGUUCUUCUCGAACUUUAUCAUCAAUCCCAGCAAGCAGUUCACGCGCCGCAAGUCCUCCGCUGAUCUGCAAGACGCCCUGCGAGCCAUCUCCAAGAAGAUACGCAGCUUCACGCCGAACUUCCGGACGGAUGUCAACCGGAAUGGCAGCGGCAGCGGCAACGGCAGUGGCAGCGGCAGUGCCAGCGACGAUCUGUCCUCCCCCUCGCCCGACUACUCGGAGUACGACGAGAACAGCAGCGCCCGCACCAUCAACGAUCCCACAUACCCGGUGUUUAUUGCCAACGGCAAGCAGAUCUCGCGCAACCUGUUCCAGCAGUUUCUCGACCAGUAUUACAAGCUGUGGGGCGUCGCCAGUGCGCAGGCCCACCAGGAUGCCGAGCUGGCAGCGCUUGUGGCCGAGUUCCAGGAGUUCAACGAAGAGGUCCACAAGCUGGACGAGCACAUGCGUCAGCAGGCACUGGCUGAAGGCUCCGACGAUCCGAAUCUCAAUCUGUCAACCCGUCAAGUGGUCAAGUCGCCGAUGGAAAAGAGCGCCAUGAGUCUGCCGCUCAAGCCAGCGGGGGAGUUGUGCGGCGUGGAGCCAGCUGCCGCAGCGCCCCUGCAGCGUGGCGCAGGGCGGAGUGGUGCUGGUGGCGUACCGCUGACUCCGCUCAUGGCAAAGCUCUCGGUGUUGGCCCUCAGCGAGACGCCCUCCAUUGAGAUUCUGACUCCGCUGACCAGCAGCAUGGUCUUUCCAUCCCGCAGCUUCGUCAAGUGUGAGGACGCAGUGGACGCCUUUGCGGCACAGUCCAUUGUGCCAGUGAAUCCAGCGCCCAGCCUGGCAAAUGGCAUGCAACGCACGGAACUCUACACCUGUGGACAGAAGAACAUGACGCUGCUGCUGCUCAUGGAGGAGGGCACCUCCCAGAAGCAGGAAGUGGUCCAAAAGAUGUUUGACAUUUGUGUGGCGAAGUUCCCGCACAUGGAAUCUCAAUUGAGUCAAACGUUGAAUGCCAAUCUGGAGGGCGAUAUGCCUGACUACAGCAACUACAGCUUCAUGUGCGUGGAUGCCAAGUGGGACGUUUUGGAGCGCAGUGGACCGUGGAAUUCAUUGGAGCUGAAAAUACUCGAGAGCAUGCACACCGCGGACUCCGAUGGGAAGCACGGUGGCCUGACGGACCUGAUUUUACGAUCCCAGGAUUCCGUUUACUAUCGCCACAAGUGCGGACGGACAGAGUUCUACUACAAGGAGCCGACGCACCGCAUCAAUGGCAUACCGCCGCCCUCGGAUCCAGUCAGCAACAUACAAAAUCGUGCCAAAGCGCAGCUGGAGCGUGAUCACUCCUACAUGUUGUUCUAGGAACAAGUAACCAAAAACCAUUACAUAAUGGAAUAGUAUCAUAUUGAAUACUCGCAUGCUUAACCAAACGAAAAACAGAAAUUGUUAGUUGGGGCCGAUGCCUGCUUCGGCGCCCACAAAAUGCCAACAUUAUGCCAUCCGCUGUUAACUUACUUUGCCAUCCUUAAGCGUCCCUGGCCGUCCAUUUGGCAGCCUCUUGAAUUGUGCUUGAAGAACCGAGAAUAAUCAACCAUCUCCUCCCGCUGUCCAUAUCAUCAAGUGAACAAUUUUAAACGAAAAGUUUUACUUUUUAUAUGCAAUUUACAAGCAA